Molecule: messenger RNA, 4554 nt
Organism: Macrobrachium nipponense
Lineage: Eukaryota; Metazoa; Arthropoda; Malacostraca; Decapoda; Palaemonidae
Gene: Sec10
Product: exocyst complex component 5-like
Exons: 16
Coding region: 1-2181 (726 amino acids)
Biological process (GO): exocytosis; Golgi to plasma membrane transport
Cellular component (GO): cytoplasm; exocyst
Source: RefSeq, a predicted model, not a curated record
AUGGCAUCCAGUGUACUUUUGCUUAUUCAUUUAAUUAGGUCUAAUCUUUUUGUUUCUCAUCAGGAUCCUUUUGAUGGAGAAGAAUUUGUUGAACGAUUAGCAUGGCGUGUAAAUGCCAGCAUAUCACCACCUGGAACAAAUGAUGCUAGUUUCAAUCCAGAUCUUUUACAUGAAGCCUUUACUCAGGCAAUCAAAGAUCUACAAAUACUGGAUGAGAGAACAGCCAAAAAGUGUGAGCGAUUAGAAGCUGCUGUAAAAGAUGAAGAAGUUAGACAUUGGCAUAAUAUUGCACAACUCCUUGAUAACAAUAGGGAAGCAUUUCAGAGCUUUCAGGACUUAGACAGUCACAUUAAUAGUGUAGCUACAAAAGUGGUCCAUCUUGGAGAUCAGCUGGAGAGUGUCAAUACCCCAAGAUCACGAGCUGUGGAGGCCCAGAGACUCAUGAAUCACUUCAGGGAGUUUCUUUUACCGGGACCAUUAGUUUCAGAGGUGUUUACAGACAAAACCAAGAUAUAUGAAGCAGCUGAUGUUAUUCAGAAGUUACAUCUGAUUGCCCAGGAGCUUCCAUCUGGAAAAUUUGAGAAUGCAAAGCAAAAAAUAUCAGAGAAAUAUGAUGAGAUUGAGAGGUCACUCAUCAUGGAAUUCGUCAAAGCUCAUCGUGCUGGGGACAAGGAACGAAUGAAAGAAAUUGCUGCUAUUCUGUCACAUUUUAAGGGCUAUUCACAGUGUGUUGAUGCAUUUAUAGAGGAGGCUCAGCAUGGUGCUCUACGAUCCCGAGACCUAUAUGGUGAGGUGGUUCCUCUCUGUAGUAGGUCAGAGGUAGUCAUUCAAGAGGUCUUCACAAACCCCGAUCAGGUUAUGGGGAAGUUUGUAUUGAAUAUAUUCCAGGGUCAACUUCAGGAAUACGUCCAGUCAAGAUUAGACAACAAAAGUGUUCCAGAAGUGUACCUGAAGAAUCUUCAUGACCUAUACUGUCAGACGCUUAAACUGUGUACAGAUCUACAACGAUUCAAUUUAGGCAAUGAUUCUCAGUUUUUGUCUAAACUUACCAAGUCGAUCUUCCAACGUCACUUACAUUCGUAUAUUAGCGUUGAGACAAGAUAUCUUCGGGAAAAGUUUAACCUUAUUUUGAAUCGAUAUUAUGAGUCAAAAGGACACCAGAAGAAAAACAUCCAGUCUGGAGGCAUUAAUGAUAUAAGGCGGAAUCUCCAAGAUGUUAUUGGCACUAAAGCAAACAUCAACAUUGGUCCAGCUGCAGAAAACUAUGGUGGAGAAACUUUUUUGUCUGAAGAAGUUGUGAUAUCUCUUUUACAAGAAACAAAGCAAGCCUUCAAAAGAUGUCAAAUGCUCUCCACACAGUCAGAUGUCCACAAUAAUGCUGUUCAGAUAUUUGACCUUUUAACCAAAGCCAUGCUGAAUGAACAUGUUGAUUAUGCUAUUGAACUUGGACUACAGGUGAUCCCAGGAGGAGAAGUUCGAUUGGCACCAGAAAUUAGUUUCUUUGAAGUGGUUCAUCAGAGCAGCUCCAUGAUGAAUCUACUGGACAAAUUGUUCAGUGAUAGCCUUGUCCCGCUUGUUAUAUCUACCCCAAAACAUGGAGACUGUAUACAAAAGAAAAAACAGUUAGGAUUGUCGUUAGAACAGAAACUGGAUCUGGGCUUAGAUCGAACUUUAUCUGCAAUUACUAGUUAUGUACGUCAUGUGCUAACAGUUGAGCAGAAACGAACAGACUUCAAACCAGAUGAUGAAGACAUCCUUAUGGCAAAUGUAACAACAGCAUGCCAGAGAGUUGUACGGUGGAUUAGUGUUGUAGCAGAACGUGUAAGGGAUUCCCUAGAUGGACAAAACUUAGAAAGUGUGUUACUGGAACUUGGCAUUAGAUUGCAUCGUACAGUAUUAGAGCACCUCAUGAAAUUUGAAUACAGUUCAAUAGGAGCAAUGACGGUAAUCUGUGAUGUCAAUGAGUAUAGAAAGUGUGUUGCAAGCUUCAAAAUUCCACUUGUUAACUCAUUGUUUGAUACUUUACACACAUUAUGUAAAUUACUUCAAGUUUCUCCGGAGAAUCUCAAGGUGGUUUGCUCAGGGGACCAACUGAGUGGUCUCGAUCGAACAGUCUUAGCCAAUUUCAUUCAGCUUCGUUCUGAUUUCAAGACUGCCAAGCUAGGUAAUCAGCUGAAAUAAUUAGAAAAAAGAAUUAGCUGGAACGGUUGUUAAUGAUGCAGAUUUCUACUGUAAUUAGGAAUGUACAGUAUACUAUAAUUUAUAUUGACACUGUAAAAACUAUUUUGAGCUGUUAACCAUAUGUGCCUCUGUUGGUCUCAUUCAUUCGCAUCCUGGAAACGACUUACCUUAAAUGGAAGAGCAUCUCCUCAAGAACAUUAGGUGCUGAAGGUUGUCACAAAAGUUGCCUACAUUCCAUGAACACCCCCACCCCCCAUACAGCCGGUUGUUGUUGAUGUACAUAGAGAAAAGGUUUUUGUAUAUAGAUUUUAAAUCAAUUAUUUUCCCCCUAAUUUGCAUUUAAUGUUUUAUAAGUGUUAGUGUCAUAUUUUGUUGUUUACUUUACAACCCUUAUAAUGUAGAUCCUAAAGUUUUGAUGUUGAUGAAUUCUUUUUAGAUGUUCCAGAUUCACCAUUCUAGUUUGCAGCUUAGCCACAAUUUAAUAUAGUCACAAUUGUUAAAGCUAGUAAGUGCAGUUACAAAGGAUUGGUCAAUUAAUAUUGACACCCUUAAUGUGUUUGGAAAAUAUUAAAUUCAUAAAAAGAUAAUACAAAGGAACAAGCAUAGAAUUAUGCCUCUAAUGCUGGUUAGCUUAGAAUUUUCUUGUUUCCACUGGAGUAUUGAAGAAAUUAUAUUCAGAAUACCAAAAAUAGAAAAUUAAAUUAUUAGAGAUAAUACAUUUGACACGAAUAUACAGUAUUUAAUAUCAUCAGCCAUAUUGACAGUUGUGAUUUUCUGGGAAAAAUAUUGAUGAGUUGUAUUCUUUAUUUUUACACAUAUAAUGGGUUGUGUAUAAACUUAUUAGUUAUUCAGUGUUUUAGUUGUAUGUGAAGACAUUUUGAUGAUGCGAUGUUAUUCAUAAAUUUUGUUGUCUUCCUUAACUGUAAGUUAUCUGGGAGAUUUGUUGCAUUUCCAUGUUGUUUACGGCAUUAAUGAAAUCAAAGGAAAGAUUGGUAGCUUUUUUUCCAAGGGAUCUAGAAAAAUUGGUUGUCUAUGUUUUCUUAUAUUUUUUUGGUAGUUUCAGAAUUACAGUAACUUUAGAUGGAUUUUCUCUAAUCUUAUUUGUCAUUUCAUCAUUUUAAGAAAAGGUUUUAACAAACUCAAAUGUACAGUAUUUUGAAUUAAAAAACCUCAUUAGAAUUCACAUAGGUAUAUAAGGACCAAUUCUAAAGGCUAGUCAUCAUACUUAUAAAACUUUCAUGUUCUGUAGCCAACUAACAUUGUGUGAAAAAAUAUUCAGUAUACUAAACAAUGCUCUUGAAAUAUUUAUUACUGUAUUUAUGUAAGAGAUCCCAGUUACAUUGUUUUUAGCUACUAAAGCAGGAAAGGAACUUGUUAAAAGCAUUACUUUAUGACUUUGCACUAGAAUUUUAAAUAGUGCAUUUCUUUAUGACUGUACUAGAAUUGUUAAACAGUGUGUUUCGGUUUUUUAAUAAUAUGGAAUAUAUACAAGGGAACUGAUGAAUGCACCUAAUAAUUUAUGUCUGGAUUUUGUAAGCAUAGUGUGAAGUGUACAGUCUUGAAAAAUAUUUUAUGUUAGUAUGGUUCAACUAUUUGCUUUGUAGUGUCAUUAAUAUUUUAAGCAGACAACUGAGUUAACAAUGUAUUGAUGGUGGUAAUGUCUUGAGGAAAUGAAUGAUCUGUUUUGAGGUAAAAUUUUCUAAUUUUCUAAGGCUAUUUUAGUAUUUUUAUGCAGAUAAAUGUUUAAUAUGUCAGAGUAUUCAUGCUCAAGACUGUAGAACUUUAGAUUAAAUCAAAAUUUGUGUUAACUAGUCAUGGAACUUGUUAAUGGUAUACAGUACAAUGAGUAGUCUUAAUUUGUUUUCUAAGUUUAGUGAAUUAGUUAUAUUUGAAAGUAUUUUUAUAAUCACAGGUGCUUUAUAGACAAACAUAACAACUGUUAAUAUGGCUGAUCAUUAUACCUUGCUUCCAUCAUGUUUCACAUUUUGAAAAAGGAGUAGUGUGUCAUUAUUGAUAUUUAAAAGGCUCAGAAAAGACAUUUACCUGCAGUACACAUGAAGCUGAACUUUGAGAUAUAUCCUGUAAUUAGUAGAUGUCACAUUUCAUUUUGGAUUGUUUUAUUAUAAGUAUAUUUCUAUCAUUCUCUUAGGUUUAUAAAAGUUUAUUACCUUGUGUCACAAAUCAGGUGUCAUUUAAUUGGCCAUAAGCCAAGAGAUAUUUUUGUCCUUGUAUGUACUAUCCUUGAAAAAUGAAUUAUACAGUAUAGUCCUAUUUAUUGUACAGUAAAUAUAUCUUUAUGUAUUAAAUUUUAUAUAACAUUCUCCCUAUCUAUUCUCCUUUUUGUAAAGAAACUGAAGUAUACCUUAUGAAUAA